Molecule: messenger RNA, 9021 nt
Organism: Coturnix japonica (Japanese quail)
Lineage: Eukaryota; Metazoa; Chordata; Aves; Galliformes; Phasianidae
Gene: MICAL2
Product: microtubule associated monooxygenase, calponin and LIM domain containing 2
Molecular function (GO): FAD binding; protein binding
Source: RefSeq, a predicted model, not a curated record
CCCGGCGCGGUUCGCACGGGGCUGGGGCUACCGGCCCGCCUCCGCCCGCCCCGGCCCCGCCCCAGCCGCGCCGAGCCGUGCUGUGCCGAGCGGAGGGCAGCAUGCGGAGCGGCGCCGCCAGCAGCGGAAUAGCAUGCGUGGAAGUACAUGCUAGUAUUGGUUACCUGCAUCCUAGUACAAGAGCUCCAGCUUGAUUCUUCAGCACUUCUAUCAGAACAUGGGGGAAAACGAUGAUGAAAAAUACAGUCAAGCUGGCCAGAUAUUUGAGAACUUUGUCCAAGCAUCAACAUGUAAAGGUACCAUUCAGGCCUUUAAUAUUCUCACACGCCAACUUGAAUUAGACCCUUCAGACUGUAAGAACUUUUACAGCAAACUGAAGUCAAGAGUAACCACGUGGAAGGCCAAAGCUUUGUGGAACAAGCUUGAUAAAAGAGCAAGUCACAAAGAGUACAAACGUGGAAAAUCUUGUAUGAACACUAAGUGUCUGAUUAUUGGGGCUGGACCCUGUGGCCUUCGUACAGCCAUCGACCUGUCAUUCCUGGGAGCCAAGGUGGUGGUCAUAGAAAAGAGGGAUGCCUUUUCCCGGAAUAACGUUCUGCAUUUGUGGCCAUUCACCAUACAUGACCUCCGGGGACUAGGAGCAAAGAAAUUUUAUGGGAAGUUCUGUGCAGGAUCCAUUGAUCACAUCAGUAUUCGACAACUUCAACUUAUCCUCUUCAAAGUUGCACUUAUGCUAGGAGUUGAAAUCCAUGUGAAUCUAGAGUUUGUGAAAGUCCUGGAACCCCCUGAAGAUCAGGAAAAUCAAAAGAUAGGUUGGAGGGCUGAGUUUCUCCCUGUGGAUCAUCCUUUGUCAGAAUAUGAAUUUGAUGUUAUUAUUGGCGCAGAUGGCCGCAGAAACACAUUAGAAGGUUUUAGGAGAAAGGAGUUUCGUGGAAAGCUGGCUAUAGCUAUCACUGCCAAUUUUAUAAACAGAAAUACAACUGCAGAAGCCAAAGUAGAAGAAAUUAGUGGUGUUGCUUUCAUCUUCAAUCAGAAGUUCUUCCAAGACCUUAAAGAGGAAACAGGAAUUGACUUGGAGAAUAUUGUUUACUACAAAGAUAGCACACAUUAUUUUGUGAUGACAGCAAAAAAACAAAGUCUUCUGGACAAAGGAGUGAUUAUAAAUGACUAUAUUGAUACCGAAUUACUGCUCAGUGGGGAGAAUGUGAACCAGAGCAAUUUGCUGUCCUACGCUCGAGAAGCUGCUGACUUUGCGACCAACUAUCAGCUGCCUUCCUUGGAUUUUGCAAUUAAUCACUAUGGGCAGCCAGAUGUAGCGAUGUUUGAUUUUACAUCUAUGUAUGCAUCUGAGAAUGCUGCACUGGUGAGAGAGAGGCACAGACAUCAGCUUCUGGUUGCACUUGUUGGAGACAGUUUACUUGAGCCUUUCUGGCCAAUGGGUACUGGCUGUGCAAGGGGCUUCUUAGCUGCUUUUGAUACUGCUUGGAUGGUGCGAAGCUGGGCUCAAGGAAAACCCCCGCUAGAAAUCCUUGCUGAACGGGAGAGUAUUUAUCGACUCUUGCCUCAGACUACACCUGAAAAUAUUAACAAGAAUUUUGACCAGUAUACCAUUGACCCAGGAACGAGGUACCCGAACUUGAACUCAAGCUGUGUUCGACCUCACCAGGUGAGACAAUUAUACGUUACCAAUGAGUUACAGCAAUGUUCUCUUGAAAGAGUAAGCUCCAUUAGAAGAUCAGUGAAUCUCUCAAGACGAGAGUCAGACAUUCGACCUAACAAACUCUUGACCUGGUGUCAGAAACAGACAGAAGGGUACCGUAAUGUUAACAUCACAGACCUGACUACCUCCUGGAAAAGCGGCCUUGCACUGUGUGCAAUUAUCCAUCGCUUCAGACCUGACCUCAUAGACUUCGAUGCACUGAAUGAAGAGGACAUUGUCAAAAACAACCAACUGGCAUUUGAUGUUGCUGAGAGGGAAUUUGGGAUCCCCCCUUUGACCACAGGGAAGGAGGUGGGAUCAGCUGAGGAGCCUGACAAGCUCAGCAUGGUCAUGUACCUCUCCAAGUUUUACGAGCUGUUCAGGGGCACACCUCUGAGGACAGUAGAUGCUGGGGAUAAGCAAAAUGGAGAAAGUAAUGAACUCUGUUCAGCAAAAUCAUCAAACUUCAUCUUUAACAAUUACAUCAACUUAACUUUACCAAGGAAGCGAGUGCCAAAGGUUGAAGGGAAAACAGAAGAAAAUGAGACUAACAAAAGACGUCGCAAAGGUCUUUUUGGUGUCUUUGAGGAGGCCUCAGGAUUUUCAAGCCAAGGGACAAGUGCUGGGAAAGAACAGAAUGAUGGUAGAGAAGGAACAAACCAGAAUAAAGUUAAAUCAAUGGCAACUCAACUGUUGGCAAAGUUUGAAGAGAAUGCUCCAAAUACAAUUUUUCGGAGGCAGGAGCAAAUAGAUAGAACAGCACAGCUCUCUUCUGAUUCUCCUGUUAAUCCUCGCUUUGCUCAACCUAAAGAUCCAAGUCUUCUUCCACCUCAACCAAAAAGGCAGUUUCAGGUGGUAGCUAGAACUGAACACGAGGUCAGGGAAACCAAGCAGUCUUUAAAUGGUUCUGAUCAUAUGGCCAGGAGACCAAAGGCUAUAGAAAAAACAGAUAUCCAGCGCAGUCUGUCAGAACCAUCUGAAAAUCUUGCAUCUGCCUGUUCUGCUGCAUUUGUACUUUCUGGAGUGCUUGAGCGUCUUCAGCACCUGGAUGAAAAAAUGAAACAGAAAAGAGCUCAGACCAUAGCAAAUAGAGAAUUCCAUAAAAAGAACAUUAAAGAGAAAGCAGCACAUCUUGCCUCACUGUUUGGAUACAUGGAAUUUCCAAAGAAUAAGCUGCCUACUAAAGGCUUAUCCCAUUCUCAGCCCCCAACUCCCUCUUGCCCUCCACCUCAUGAUUCAGCUGCUGCCUCUUCUCCAUCGUCUGUAGUUUCAGCUUCCCCUGUUCUUCCUUCUAGACAGAUGACUGUAGGAAAGGUCUCACGUGCAAUUGGAGCUAUGGCUGAAGUUCUUGUCAAUCUGUAUGUGAAUGAUCACAGACCCAAGCCACAAAUUGCCCCCCUUGAGCUGGGAUCUCUGCGAAAAGAAUUUCCUCAGUCUAUUGGGGGGAGUGACAUUUGUUAUUUCUGCAAAAAACGGGUGUAUGUUAUGGAGCGGUUGAGUGCAGAAGGCCACUUCUUUCACAGGGAGUGCUUCAAGUGUGAAAUAUGUUCUACAACUCUCCGUUUAGGAAUUUACGCCUUUGAUGUUGAAGAAGGAAAAUUUUACUGCAAACCUCAUUUUACACACUGCAAAAUCAGUAAUAAACACCGAAAGAGAAGAGCAACAUUACAGGUCCAGUGUAAGGAGGCAGCAGAAGCAUGGAGGAAAGAAGAGCUCAGACCUACAGAGACCACCACAGACAGCGCUUUAACUACUGCUAGCAGUCCAGAGGACAGGUCCCCAGGCUUCUGCCAGCCCGUGGCUGACCAGCCUACCUCCCCAAAGAAGGCAAAGAGCAUCCUGGAACACUUCAAUGUGGAAAGCUGGUUCUCAUCCCCUGACCCUGAGUGGGCCACCGUAAGGGUCAUCCCCGAGGAGGAAAUGACAGAGCACAACCUCCUUGCUGUUCGGGUCAUGGUCACCAGUGAUGCAAGCAGCUCUGAGGGGGAAUCUGAUUUUGAUGGCAACUCCUCCAGCUCUGAUGUGGGUGAAAGACAGACCCCGUUGCUGGAACCCCCUGCCUGCCCAAACCCCCCACGCCGCUGGACAUUGCUUGCCAGGAGCCCUGUGGCACCAGAGGAAAGCCACAGGACAUCCAAAGUCAUUGAUGCGCUACAGAGAGCCAACAGCUUCCACUCCACUGCCUUAAACAAGUAUCAGAGUUGGAGGAGAAAAAUCCAAACGAAUUUCCCUCUACUGUCUAACAAGAAGCCUGGGCUACACUGGAAGGACAGCUCAGCCAGCUGUCAAAGCAGUCUUGGAGAGGAUCACCCCCAAGCACAGUUGGCUUCUUACAAGAAACCACCAGAAGUUACGAGGGGACAUGUCAAACCGUGCAGCCCAGAAUUUCAAAGAAAAACCAGAGAGAGGCCUCGAGAUGUCCAUCCCCAUGUGCCUCAUUGUCCACUUCAGAGCAAGGUCAGAGGUUCUCCACAGAUCCCUCCUGGGAAUGGGGCAUGGGCUGCUGAUUUUUCUGAGCCUGAAGAUAUAGAUGCUGAUGCUGGGACAUGUACAGGCCAGGGCUGGAAUGAAGACAAAAGGAAUUAUACUUCUGAAUCAGGAGAUUUUAAUGGGAAUACAAAAGUGAUGUCAUCUCUGCACCUGAAAGAAAAAGAUGAGAAAAAUAUGAAGCACCCAGAGGAAAAGCUUGAGCAAGAAGUAAAGGAAGCAAAAAAAAGGCCAGCUCUUCGCACAGAGCAGCUACCCAAGUUGUAUGAUUCAAAUGGGGUGUACUUAGGUGGAUCCACACUGCAGUGUCAAAACAAAAAAGUGCUGGAGAUUUCAAAGGAGAAAGAUGCUGAAUGGAGAAGAGGUGUUUUCAAGCCAUCUGGUUAUCCUGUGCCUCUUUUAUUUGUAGAUAAUGUGCCACCAGCUUUGCCAGUUGACAGGAAAGAUGCUCUGAGGAGUCCAGACAAAACUGCCAAGGAGCAUUCAGCUGGCCAGCCAAAAUCACCACUGAGGCUUAUUGCCAGUGCAAUCCGGAGGUCCAUUUUGGAACCUCUGACUUCAUCUCCAGAAGGACUAAAGCAGGAUUCAGACAGCAAAACCAAAGCCUCUUCAGAACAAGCUUUCUUCAGCUUCCCUAGUAUUCUUGGCCAUAGGAACACUAACAACAACAAUCAGCCACAGGACCUUCAAGUAGGGAAGCAGGCAGGAGAAUAUUUAGGAUGUGGGAGCCUUGUCUCAAGUGCUUCUAAGUUUUCUGCCAGCUCUGAAAAGAUAUCUCCAAGUGGUUAUGCUAAGGAGGUGUCCUUCCCAGUCUACAGUCCUCACAGCAGGCCUUCCAAGACCCAUAGUAUACCUCAGAAAUCAACUUGUGCUAGAAUGGAGGAUGUCCCAGGACUCCUAGAGAAGUUUACUUUUAAUGAAACUCCUUCAGUGGCUCCCAGGGAUGAUGUAUUUAUCUGUAAUGAAAAGUACCCUCUUGCUUCAUCUCGGGAACCCUGGAACACCCCUAAGGACAGCUUGCAUGACUCUGCACAGAAGGGUAGUCUUUCACUCUUUGAGAGACUAAGAAGUAAAGUUUGUGAAAGAGAAGGGAAUUUCUUCACGUCAUCUCUGCCUUUCAAGAAGGACCAUUCUGCAGAAGACAGGCUACAUUAUCCUUCCACAGGAUGUGAACUUCCACCUGUCAGGAAACAGACUGCUGAGUAUUUCACUUCUUCCUCUGAUGAAGAUGAAUUUGAAUCCAAGCCUUCAUUAACAUAUAAGGCAAAAAGAUCUCUUAGAAGGAGAAGAAAACUGGAGAAGGAGACAAAGCAAUUGAUUAAACAAGAGGAGCUGAAGCGGCUUCACAAAGCACAGGCAAUCCAGCGCCAACUAGAAGAACUGGAAGAAAGGCAGAGAGCGCUGGAGGUUUUCGGUGUUCAGUUGGAGAGAGAGCUCAGAGGAGAAUCUGUUUCAGGCAUGCGGGAUGAAACUCAGAUGCUUCAUGAGUGGUUUGAACUGGUCCUGGAGAAGAAUAAAUUAAUGCGUUACGAGUCUGAGCUCUUGAUUGUAGCCCAAGAAUUAGAAUUGGAGGACCACCAAAGCAGAUUGGAACAAAAACUGAGAGAGAAGAUGGCCAUUGAUGACAGCCUUAAAAAUGAGAUGGAUCUAAAUGAGGAAGAUGAAAUUUUUAUUGAGAUGAUGAAAGUGGUUGAAGAAAGGGACAAACUCGUGUCUACCUUAGAGGAGCAGAGAGUGAAAGAACAAGCAGAAGACCAGCACUUUGAAAGCAUUCUAUUAUCAAGGGGCUGUCAGCUGAGUGGGAUUUAAACUGCCAUCUGCAAACGAAUGUAAUUUCAGCAAUAUUAGUACUAUCUUCCAAAAUUUAAGGUAAUACAAAUUUGAAGUCAGUUUCUUUGGAAAGGUCAUUCCGUUAUCAGGAGCUUUUAAAGAAUUUCUGUGCUCACACUGGUGGGAAUUGCUUCACUGUCACCAUCAAAGAUCACAAGAAUAAAGAUGGAACGGAUUUACUUGUCUGAGAGACACCACAGUCUGUGAAAGGGAAACUGGCACUCCAGUGUUUAACUUGGAAUGUUAUUUUAGUGCUGAAAAUAGAGUUCUUAAGCAAAAGGGUGAUAUCAUAUAGCAUUUUUUGAGAUGUCAUUAUUUUCCAUCUGCUUGUCUCACUCUUUAUGUGGCUUUGCUUACAUUUUGGCACAGCAAAACUAUGAUGAACUGUUUAAAGAUGGAAAGCAAGCAUCUCAUGUAGAAGUAAGGUUAGUUUUAUUUUAUUUUUCUGGUGGAAAAGUCCUUUGACUAAUAACUAUGUGUAAGCACUCAUUAAAACCAUUAAAAUACAAUGUCAGAGAUGCAUUUUCUAGGUAUUCUCACAUUUGAAUGACAUGUUAAGCAUCUCUGUGUUUUGUAAAAUGAUAAGGGGCCAUCAAGUGGGUAAUUCCCCUAAGACUGUUACAUACUCCUGUGUGUCACAGGUUAAGCUCUUCUAUAAAGUAUGCUGAAUGAUAAUUUUAAAAUACUUAUCCAGACCUGCCUCAUAGGCUGUAUCACAAGAAGGAUCAUGAGAGGUAUAGCAGUUUAACAAAUCUCCCUUAAAAUAAUUCCUCGAAAGGACUGCAAAAAUAUUGAGUUCUGCAACAGCAACGUUUGGUUGAUAAUGUUGUGAGUAUGUUAUAUUUCUUUUGUACUGCUGCUCAGAAAUGUAGGUGUAGAUCUUUUGCUUAAAGGAAGUGCCUGCUAUCUCUUUUUGUUUGUGUUUGUUUGAUUGUUUUUCCUGUAGUCGUGGCAUAGCAGAUGUGCAGAAAUUCUUGUUGGUGUUCAGGACAACUUUAUGUACUUUCUUAAGUCUGCAAUUCUGCAAUCUAAGAUCGGUAAUAUUUCAGGCUUGUACAUAUGAUGCACUUAGUGCUCAAACUGAAAAACCAAGGAGACCAAAAGACUGUUUCUUCUUCAAUAUCGUUUUACCUCACACUUUGACACAAAGAUUUGAUGUUCUCAUUAUUUCGUGACUGGUGCUUAUUUGCAAGAGCUGCCUUCUUACAGCCAAAGCUACGAGCAUUCUUGUUAUGAGAAAAUUAAGCUAAAGAACCUCUUGGUAACUAGCUGUAGGGUAACAGGUACACUGGAUCUUGGUACGAUAACUUAGCAGUGAUCUUAAGUUUUUGUUGUAUUGUAAGAAAUCUAAAUCAUCCUUUUUAAAAUUAAAAACAAAAGAAGUUUUCACUGUUGACCACAAAGACAUAAUAUACCUCUGUUGCUGCAAGGACUGUACUACUGUUAUGCAGUAUUUAUGUAUUUAUACUUAUUUAUUAGUCUGUGUAAAGAGGAUAAGAGUGUCAUGUUACAUUUUACAGUUCAGAUGUUGUCUCCAAUUUUCACAAAUAAGUUCAUUUCUAACAGUUAUUUAUAGGUAAAGGUCUGCAGAGUAGAUUAGGUAGCUUUAUCCAUUUGGAAAUUAUUAGUAAUAAAGUAUAAAUUAAGACAUAAAUAAUAUCUCAGUGGGAUACCUUUACAACAUAACACGUUGAGCUUUAACAGUAUAAUUUGUCUUUCAUUUGGGUGGAGAGACAUAGCAGGAUCCCUGAAUGUAUUCCAGAAUUACCAUCAGCCAUUUCUGUCUGUCAUUCAUAUGCUGAGCACACCUUGUUCUUCACGUUACAUUUUUAUUGAGAUGGAUUGCAGUGAUUUGUUUUAAGAGUAACUCUAUUCCUUUAGAUUGACAGAGAGCAGAAGCAAGCAGGACAGCAAUAAAUAUGUUCAUUUUCUCUGUUGAAAUCUGCUGGCAUCCCUAGUUUUGUGGAGAAAAUGGAUGGACUGCAUCAGUUCCCAGAAGCCUCAUGUAAUCCAGGGGAGUGAUGAUACUGUCUGGAUCAUCUGCCAUUGUUUUCUGUAGGAAACAAAGUCAUAAUAUUUUCACUGGAUUCUUUUUUUUUUUUUUUUUUUUUUUUACAAGUUGUUACAGCAAACAUUUUCUUAGUGCUUUGCACAGUAAGGCAGUUCAGCACAGAAGCCCUUGGUUAUAUCAGUUGGUGAUUAUUUAUUCACUUAAUUUGUACUAAAAGCCCACUUCUCCUCCUCUGUACAAGAGAAGGAAGGGCAGCCCCAGAGGUCCUCUGCCCAAGUCUGACGCACUCACCCAGUGCAGGUGCUGUGCUCCAAGAACCUGGGCUCAGGUCUCCCCGUGGAGCAGACAGGCCAUGAGACUUCACCUUACAGCAGAUAUUUGUUUGGCUGCUGAGAGCCAAGAGAUUAGAGGCAGGAGGAGUUGAGAGCCAUCAGCAUUUAAUGGACUGCGUAGAUAUUCAUUGCCAAAAUGAUACUUUUCUGCAUGCCACCUGGUGAUAACACUCCAUCCACAACCACAGGUCCCACAUGUCUACUCUUGGGUGGAAAAAUCUGGCAGGUUACUGCUACCCUGACUGGUUCUGCGUGCCUCACAAGCUCAGAUCCACAAACAUAUUGUGCAGGCAAAGCAGGAAAAGAAUAAAUUCUUGAGCAAUUUAAAGCAAGUCUUUGUAUUGUGUGAAUAGAGGAGGCAGAAGAAAUAAGCUACAUGCCCUGGUUGCUGGUCAGUUUAAUAUGGCUGGCAUGUAUUACAAAACUGUCUAAAUGUGUUUUGUUAUGAGUGUUCUUACUGCUUGAUCUUUCUUGUGAAUUGACUCAUUAAUAUAUACUGGAUUUGUUGGGGUAUAUUUUUUUCUUUAUUUUUUUUUUCCAGUCCUUGGUACCUGUCACUGUUGGGUAUAAUGUGAUGUGCUGGAAUGUAUUGCCAUGUCUAAAUGGACUGGAUGUGAGCAGUUUUGUAUUUGAAGAAAUAAAACUGUAUCUCACUCUCUGAA